Messenger RNA from Teleopsis dalmanni, 1163 nucleotides. Its product is annotated as purine nucleoside phosphorylase-like. NCBI's taxonomy places the organism in Eukaryota, Metazoa, Arthropoda, Insecta, Diptera, Diopsidae. Gene Ontology annotation, cellular component: cytoplasm. Gene Ontology annotation, biological process: nucleoside metabolic process. The record is from RefSeq and is a predicted model, not a curated record. Gene Ontology annotation, molecular function: purine-nucleoside phosphorylase activity. The transcript has a single exon. Bases 128 to 1075 code for a protein of 315 amino acids.
UAUCUUUCUUAAAAUAAGUUCAAAAUUUUGGGAUUCAUGUAACCAAAAACUAACCAAAACAACAAACUUCAACCAAAAUAAAGUACCAGAUGUUGGUAAAUACUUUCGUAUUGGUUUGUUUAGAAUUAUGCAAAAAAUGUGUUUUCUUAGUUACACAAAUUACCUAAUACUUAGAAAUAUCAAACUUUCUAUUUCCCUUUGUAAGAAAUUUAUUUGUACCAUAUGUCAAUACAAUAAAAUGAAAGAAACAGCCGAUUUUUUAAAGUCGCAAACUGAUAUACGUCCUAUAGUUGGCAUUAUUUGCGGCAGUGGUUUAAAUAAAAUGGCUGAUGUUUUAACCAAUACGAAGAUUUUUGAAUAUAGGAAAAUACCACAUUUUCCUAUAACAAAUGUGGAAGGUCAUUAUGGACGUUUAGUUUUUGGUUACAUUAAAAAAAUCCCCACAUUGGCAAUGCAGGGCCGCACUCAUUAUUAUGAAGGCUAUUCAUUAUUAAGAUGCACAUUUCCUAUACGUGUGAUGAAGUUGAUUGGAGUUGAUAUUCUGAUUGUAACAAAUGCAGCUGGAGGCGUCAAUAUGACAUAUAACAUUGGUGAUAUUAUGCUAUUCCGUGAUCAUAUAAAUUUUAUGGCGCUUUGUGGCAAUAGUCCACUUAACGGCACUAACCUUGCAGAGUUCGGUCCCCGUUUUCCGCCCAUGGCGACAGCUUAUGAUGAGCAACUGCGCAAAACAGCAUUAAAAGUAGCGGAUGAAAUGGAAAUGAAUAAUUAUUUUCGCGUUGGCACUUAUGCUUGCCUUAGUGGACCGAACUAUGAAACCAUUGCAGAGCAGCGAAUACUACGAAAGUUAGGAAUUGAUGCUAUCGGCAUGUCUACGUCGCAUGAAGUUAUAGUAGCUAGGCAUUGUAAUAUGAGAGUUAUGGGUUUCAGUUUAAUAACUACUACUGGCAUUGAUCAAUAUGAUCUAAAGGACAUGUUAAAUCAUACUGAAGUAAUAGAAAUGAGUAAAAAACGAGAAAAAAUUUGUACUAAAUUUGUGCGUAAUUUUAUUCUUAAAACUGUAUGUCCUACUGAAUGAUUAGAAGACACUGAUUUUUGAGUUAUAAAGAAGUGGAUCAAAAUUUAAAAAAAAAAAGCAUGAACAAAAAUUUUGUUAAGUAAAGUUA